CACAAUCGAGUUCAUGGCAGGCAGGGCUACUUGUGAAAUCCACUAGUCUGGCCGGUUCCCUUACGUUUGAACAUUUCACCUUGACCCCUAAUUUCCACUCAGUUGUCUCGCCUUUUUGCACAUGACGCGAGAUUGAGGCGCGCUGUCUAGGCUAUUCUCCUCUCAACUCUUUUGCUUUAUACAAUAAAGAAAGAGCUCUCCCUUAUCUCCUACUACAGUUGAGUCGAAGGGGAUAGAUAGUAUACCUUAAAAGAGAAAUUACCAAUUUUCGGUUUUUGAACCUUCAAAAGAGACAUCAUGAAAAACAUCAUCAUCCCACAACCAAACUCCCCAGCUGGAUGGCAGGCUUAUGCGAACUCGGAAGCCGUAGCCAGUAUCCCUCUACAAGCAGCUCAAGAUGUAAACCAGACUUCGGUGAGUAAACUUGCCUGUUGCCCUUAUUGUGCAAAGGUUGAUUUAAUUUACCCUUCUCAGAGAAUCGCGACUUUUCGCGGGGUUUUUCUCAAUGCAACCACGGUUCUCCCACACUCCAUGAGCAGGGUAAAUGUCUAUGCCGAUGUUCUUGCCUUCGCGGAUCAGACUACUAUUGUUGCGCCUAACGAUAACGGGACAAUCCUUAUUGUAUCCAGAGUUCUUACCGCUACUGGGCCAGUGACCCUCACAGUUCCAAGGGGUCUGGCAACAACAUGUGUUGUCUCAAUUUAUGCAUCUGUCCUCAACCAACCAAUUACGGUAGCCACUGGUGAUGGUUCCAGGCGAAUUAAUCUUGACCAAAUAGGAACAGGCAAAGUCUAUUCUGGGGUCAUUGUAGUCUUUAACCCAAGUGGCUUGCAAGUUGAGUAUCAGAGAUAUUACCCUUCUACCGCCAGUAAGGACCUUCAGGCGAGCUUGAACACGCAGCUACGCAUUGGUCUUGUCCAAUUUUGGCGUAAUAGCUCCAUUGCAAUCUCACUAUGCUCCCAUGUUGCACAAAUUAGCACGGGGCAACAAGCCUAUGCCCUUCUAAAUACACAGGCAAGGGCUCUUGGGCAGCAACUCGCUGGCCAAGCCAUGGCUGGACAAAAUAUGAGUUAUGCACCGGUGUUAGUCCUCAGCCGAUAUAAGGAGACAACGCAAAGCGCAUUGAAUGCUGCCUUUGCAUUCGAACACCAAUUUGAACGUUUCCAAGACAAAGCAGAGUCCUUGGAUACUCAGAUUCAAGCAUGGAAUGCCAUGUUGUCUCAAGCUAUCAAUGAGUACAACAUGCGUAUUAAUAUACGCAACUUAGCGCUCGAGAAGUACGAGUACUCGGUGAAAACAGCUACUGGCUGUCAUCAGCAAUUUGAGAAUGACGUGUUUGCCUUGGAGCUUUUGCGGAUUGCAUUUCAAGCGGGAUUAAAUCGAUGGGUUUUCGAGCAAAAGUUAAAAGCUGUGUUUGAGAUUCUUCAAGCAACGAUCAGUAAGUCACUCUACGCCAAAAUCAGAAUGUUUUUAGGAUGAUAAUGAACUAUCGCCUAGCUUUUGCGGUUGCGGUUGGUCAGCUGUGUCUCGGCAGUCCUGGUGGAGUUGGACAAGGAGCUGCAGCCGGAAGACAGGCAAUCGGGGCUGUUGUGGCAGCAGAAAAACUCAUUGGUCAGGUGAACAAAGUGUUGUCCUCUGGUACAUUACAGACGCUUCUAGACUGCAUUGAAGCCCUUGGCACUCUAUAUCCGUCAGUGGAUACAAUAGUCCGGACAAUAAUGCAAUUCGAGAAAAAUCCAAAUAUUAACAUCCCUUCCACCGGAGAUAUCUCAGGCACUAGCCGAGGGGACGCUGACGCUGCUGCCAUCGUAACCAUGGCUGCAUGGGACAAAUGGCUUUUAGAAGCCGACGAUCAGAUGGCGUUUGCCGUUGGGCAGAGUAUUGAUGGUGCUAGUGCCUAUCAGCUGGGCCUGCGGAAGCAUGCUAUUAAUGGCAAGCAACUAGCACAGGCACAAGCAGAAGCAGUCAAGUCCGGGUAUGAGUAUGUUCAGGCUCAAAUGGAAGUAAUUCGGAGUUCGCAGAACAUUGCUGAUCUUCAAGCACUAAAGGCUGGCUUUCACGGUCAAGAAGCUGUUUAUCUUGAAGCCAAAUCAAUGUUCUAUGACCGGGCCAUGGCCUUGCGAACCAAUGUCGUUCUCUCACUUCGAAAUAUGGCUUGGGCAUAUCGCUACUGGGCACUCGCCGAUAGUUCGAUCAAUCUCGACGCUCGAAAAUCUUUAGCCGAGUACCAGCAGGAUCUCUCCACCGUCAUCAUGGAGUUGGAACGUGCCGACUCAAGAUGGGCCAGUGAUCAUCAACGUGAGUCCACGAAUUCCGUAAAUUUUUUCACAACGGUAACUAAAAGUAUCGUUAGCUUUUAAUUACGAUAUUGCAUCAAACACGGUGAGAUUGCUCUUUUGGUAACUCUGCUUACCAUGCAUAAACACAAAUUGACAUGAGCUUGUAGCUUCCCUCUAACCAAGGCCAAUCCAUGAUUAAUGGUAUCAAAAGCGAUAAUCACACGGCCAGCUUUACUCUCCUCACUGACAAGCGUUUUGCAAGUCAAUUUGUUGAGGGGUCUCAUUAUCGACUGAAUGGUAUGGAUCCCACGCUCAAUGGGAUUCUCCCCAGGCCCGAAGCAAUGCAAGGUGGUGUAGUUGUAGUGAGGCUGCAGAUCACUACCUCGGGUAUCUAUUCGGAUAUUUACAAAAAUCAAGUAUUCCAUUUUGCCAGUCUUCCUCAGGUAAGACGAUGCUCAUAUGAUCUUUAUUCGAACGGCGAGAGAGGAGCGACACGUGAUGAGCCUAUCUUCGAAACCGUAGACCAUGCGGAGCCUACCCCCUUUACUCAAUGGAAGAUAAAGCUGCUGAAUCCCGAGCAGGUUAUUUUGAAUGGAUUGACAGGAAUCAAUUUGAAAUGGAAGGGGCGUGUUCGGUUUGAUGAGAGACGUCGUUUGAUGCAUGGGAUUGAAGAGCUGUAGGAAGAACUGAUGAACGAUAGUAUUUUAGGGUUCACGGGAUAAUCAUCAAACUUAUUUAUCUUUCCAAUACUCUGCAUAGCACAACAAUCAAUUUGAGAAAUCGCACGACUU
Molecule: messenger RNA, 3070 nt
Organism: Sclerotinia trifoliorum
Lineage: Eukaryota; Fungi; Ascomycota; Leotiomycetes; Helotiales; Sclerotiniaceae
Source: the annotation of a GenBank genome assembly